AUGACAAGGCCUUCUUCAUGUAUUUCAGAUGCAGACCAAUGUGAGAGAUGCCCAGAAGAUCAUUAUUCCAAUGAAGAAAAAGACCGGUGCCUUCCCAAAAAGUUUAGCUAUUUAUCCUUUGAUGAACCCUUGGGAGUCACUCUGACUUCCUUGAUUUUUUUCUUUUCUGCAACACUCAUUUUAGUGGCAGUGACCUUCUUUCUGCACUGGGACACCCCCAUUGUCAAAGCCAACAACAGGAACAUCACAUGCAUCCUUCUCUCCUCUCUUCUUCUUUGCUUUCUGUGCCCCUUGCUCUUUAUUGGUUGGCCUGGGGAAGUGACUUGUAUUCUCAGGCAAACUCUGUUUGGCACCAUUUUCUCCAUCUCUGUUUCCUGCAUCUUGGCCAAAACCAUCAUUGUUGUUCUGGCCUUCCUGGCCACCAAGCCAGGAAAUCAGAUGAGGAAGUGGGUAGGGAAAAAACUGGCCGGAUCUGUCAUUGCCCUCUGCUCCUUCAUUCAAGCUGUUAUCUGUGUAGUGUGGCUGAUGUCAUUUCCUCCCUUCCCAGAGUUGGACAUGCAUUCCCUGACUGAUGAGAUCAUUGUGCAAUGUAAUGAAGGCUCAGAUCUAAUGUUUUAUAUUGUCCUGAGCUACCUUGGUCUGCUGGCCACCAUCAGUUUCACUGUGGCUUUCUUUGCUCGAAAAUUGCCUGAUACUUUCAAUGAAGCCAAGCUGAUCACCUUCAGCAUGCUUAUGUUUUGUAGCAUUUGGGUGUCCUUCAUUCCAGCCUAUCUGAGCACCAAAGGGAAAUACAUGGUGGCUGUGGAGAUCUUCUCCAUUUUGGCUUCUACUGCAGGUCUCCUGGGCUGCAUCUUUCUUCCCAAGUGCUGCAUCAUACUCUUAAACCCACAUUUGAACACAAAAGAACAUCUGACCAGGAGGGUAUCUUAA
Messenger RNA from Candoia aspera, 930 nucleotides. Its product is annotated as vomeronasal type-2 receptor 26-like. The coding region runs from base 1 to 930 and encodes 309 amino acids. Gene Ontology annotation, biological process: G protein-coupled receptor signaling pathway. Gene Ontology annotation, cellular component: plasma membrane. Gene Ontology annotation, molecular function: G protein-coupled receptor activity. The record is from RefSeq and is a predicted model, not a curated record. Lineage: Eukaryota; Metazoa; Chordata; Lepidosauria; Squamata; Candoiidae. The transcript has a single exon.